UUGAAUUUAAUUGCUAGAUCCUGUGCAUAGGAUUUGGCACUUAUAUCAUUCCAUUCUUUCUUUUGAUUUUUGAUUUUAAGAAGUAGACAGUUAUGAACAACACUGGGUUUAAAUCAACUGGCCGGGGUAAAGCCGAGGAACCUGAUAAAGUUGAUAUGUCUUUAGAUGACAUUAUCCGUCUGAAUAAGAAGCAGAGGAUGCAGACGCAACGGACAGGAGCAGGAAAACGUCGUAUCCCGGUGAAGGGACGUUUCUCCCAGGGAAGACGAGUUGGAACACGGACAGGAACCUCAUCUCAGAGAGGAGGGGGUGUGAAUAAACUAUUUGGCCGGAACAGAAGGGUGUUGCCUCAGGUUGCACGUCGACGAAGCCAAGGAGUCAUCACCGGAUUGGCAGCCAGAAGAACAGCUUCUCUGCUGAAGGGUGUGAGCCCGUUGAAUAGACCAGCUCUCAGUCAGAAACCGCGUCCCUUUAUUAAGCGUCGCGACAGCCAGAGAAGGCAAACACAGAUCCAGAGGCAGCCGUACAGACAGACAGAGGUGCCCAAAACGCCAAACUCUGUGAAACGCAGACCUAUCCAGCUUCGCAGAUGGACCACUCCUCCAGUUCAUCAGGCCCAGAGAGAUGCUCGGCAGGCCACAUUCCUUUUCCGAAGGGGCCUCAAGGUCCAUGCACAAGUGCAGAAGACACAGGCACCAGCAACACACAGGACCCGUCCAUGGCGCACUUCUACCACAAGUACCGGCAUCCUGACCGUGUCCAUAGACAACCCUAAUGCCAGAACACAGCCUGAGCCUGCCCACUCAUGGUCUCUGCACCCCUCAACCUCUGCAUCAUCAGCAGUGAAGAUGGAGGUUGAACCUGAGAGAAAACCACCAAAAGGAGUUCCCCUGCAGUUUGACAUCAACAGUGUUGGGAAGCAGACGACAAUGACCCUCAACGAACGAUUCCGUAUUUUGAAGGACCAGCGGGUUGCUGCAGCACACAGUACCAAAAGUGGUCGAUUUGUCACUGUGGGCUAGUGACUAACCCUGAGGACCACUGAAGGCAGAGGACUGAUGUCACAUGUCCCUCUUGUACCAGUCAUAGAGAUGAAUACUGAACCACACCUACCUGAGAUGAGAGAACAGCCAAAAUAGGGACCUAAGCUUAUCAUGAGCUGAUCAAGUGCUGUUCACAAUGGACAUACAUUGGUUUUUCUAGAAUGGACAAGACGCAUUGGCAAAUGAGAAUAUGAUUACACUAAUGUGCUGAUGGAAGAGUUAGGGUGAGUGUUACUUUUCGUAUAUGGCAACUGUUCUUUCUUUUUGUACUGCCAAGCCAAUGUUAUCGUUCCCAAAUUUCAGCUAUUUUGUGUUGUAUCUUGAACUGUCCUCUGAAUUUGUUAGGGUAAUGCUUUUGCAUAUAAUGGGAGGCUGCUUGUAGUUGACUGGAG
Chanos chanos (milkfish) is the source of this 1435-nucleotide messenger RNA. RefSeq names its product UAP56-interacting factor. The coding region runs from base 93 to 1022 and encodes 309 amino acids. Gene Ontology annotation, cellular component: nuclear speck. Gene Ontology annotation, molecular function: mRNA binding. NCBI's taxonomy places the organism in Eukaryota, Metazoa, Chordata, Actinopteri, Gonorynchiformes, Chanidae. The record is from RefSeq and is a predicted model, not a curated record. Gene Ontology annotation, biological process: mRNA export from nucleus. The transcript is spliced from 9 exons.